Halichondria panicea is the source of this 1494-nucleotide messenger RNA. RefSeq names its product speckle-type POZ protein-like A. Gene Ontology annotation, cellular component: cytoplasm. The record is from RefSeq and is a predicted model, not a curated record. Bases 130 to 1311 code for a protein of 393 amino acids. Gene Ontology annotation, molecular function: ubiquitin protein ligase binding. The transcript is spliced from 8 exons. NCBI's taxonomy places the organism in Eukaryota, Metazoa, Porifera, Demospongiae, Suberitida, Halichondriidae. Gene Ontology annotation, biological process: proteasome-mediated ubiquitin-dependent protein catabolic process; regulation of proteolysis.
UGUUCUAAUUAUAACGACUAUUAAAAUAAUUUUGAAGAAAGCUGCUUGUACAGUAAAUUUUAUAGUACUCUCGAAUUUGCUAGCUCGGUAGAUAUAUAUAAACACUCGGCAGAUACAAGAUAUAUAUAGAUGGCCCUCUCUCCCUCUGAGCCUCAUCUGGAGCCCCACAUGCAUGGUAGUCCCCCUGCACCGUUGGCAGAGAGCUGGUGUCACACUCACCUCAAGGUGCACAAGUUUUCUUACCUGUGGACCAUUGACAACUUCAGCUUCUGCAAGGAAGAGAUUGGAGAGGUUCUCAAGAGCUCUACCUUCUCAACUGGCCCUGACGACAGCCUGAAAUGGUGCUUGCGAGUGAAUCCUAGAGGUCUCGACGAUGAGAGCCGUGACUACAUCUCCCUCUACCUCGUUCUGGUAUCCGGGACAAAGGCUGAGGUACGAGCAAAGUUCAAGUUCUCCAUUCUCAACAAACACAAGGAGGAACGGAAAGCCAUGGAGAGUCAACGAGCUUACAGAUUUGUGCAAGGGAAGGAUUGGGGAUUCAAGAAAUUCAUAAGAAGAGAUUUCCUAUUUGAAGAUGGUAAUGGUCUUCUGCCAGAUGACAGACUGACAAUAUACUGUGAGGUGAGUGUGGUUGCUGAUGCGCUCACAGUGACUGGGUCAAUUCACGACCUCCCCAUUGUGCCCGAGUGCGACCUGAGCAAGCACCUGGGUGAGCUGAUGGCGUCUGGCUCACUCAGUGAUGUCACUCUCGUCAUCGGGGAGAAGGAGUUCAAAGCUCACAAAGCUAUCCUAGCAGCUCGUUCCCCUGUCUUUGGUGCCAUGUUUCAACACUCCAUGGAAGAGAGUCUGAAGGUACUGCAACAAAACCACGCACCUUUAAUGAAUCGUGUUGAGAUUCAAGACCUGGAUCCUGAAGUGCUACAGGAAAUCCUGACGUACAUCUACACAGGGAAAGCCCCUAACCUCAGCAAAACUGCCGACGCCCUCCUCUCUGCUGCUGACAAGUAUAACCUCGAGCGGCUGAAGCUGAUGUGUGAGGAGUGCCUGUGUAACGAGCUGAAUGCUGAGAACGCAGCAGACACGCUCAUCCUAGCAGACAUGCACUGUGCAGAGAGACUCAAGGAGAUCACCAUUGAGUACAUCAAUAGACACGCCUCUGAUGUGAUGGAGACGUCCAGUUGGACCAGUCUAGUCAGCGGACACUCUCUGCUAGUGGCCGAAGUAUUCAAGGCCUUGGCUUUAACCACGCUCCCUCGAAAACGACCUCGAAUGUCCAAUGCUGAUCAAGGAACAGGACACUCAUGCUCUUGAAGUUUUGUUCAAUUAGCACUACAAUCUCACUCACUCGCUUCAUUCCUUUUAUUUCUUGUACCCAACCUUCCUCACACACUGUCGUGUAUAUUGCUUUAUUGUUCUGACAUGUGACUCUCAUAAUUUAAUAUGUACGAUUAUUAUAAAAUAUCUUUUGUUGUUAUUAUUACAUAUCGAUGAAAA